AUGACGCUGCUGCAGGACAAAGUGGCGCACAGACCGAGGAAGGGGGGCUGCGUUCCCCACCCGAGGCGGACGGAGCAGGAAGCCCUGGAGCUGUGGAGAGCCGGUAGCAGGAGAAGGGAGAAGCAGCCGGCUGGAGCUCAGCCCCCACAGGGUCCGCCCCGUGACUGGGGCCCUACCGGACAGGAGACGGAGGGGGAGCAACUCCCAGAAGGUGCAGCAGCCACCACCUCGGGCCACUCGGAGCCAGGAGCCAGCGCUGGGAGGGGCGACCAGUCAGCGGGCUCCACACGGGGCGAGUCACUCAGCGACGGUGAGCAGGAGCCAGCCACAGGGGGCUGGACGGUGCAGGAGGGGGGUGGCCGGAGGCGGGGGCCGCCAUGCAUCCCGGCUGAAGAGGGAGAGAACGGAGAGUUCAACAGCCCGGCCUUUAGACGCAGGGUCUUCCAUGUGCACCACCAGUUGCUGGAGGCCUUGGACAGCCUGUCCACCAGCUGUCUGGCCUUGUCCCAGAGCACGGAGUCGGCUCCCACCCUGGCCCACCUCCUGCUGCAAGCUCUCUCCAGCCUGCAGUCCCUGACGGAGCAGGCUCCCAGCUGUGUGGGGGCUGCCAGGAGACCCUGUGCCCAGGAGCCUGUGGCACCAGCGCUGGCACCACUGAUCCAGGAUCAAACGGCUGCCCUGCAGGGUCUGGUGGGCGAGGUCUCCACCGGCCUGGAGAGGCUGCGGGAGCGACUGGACGGGGGCUUCAGCCGGAUCACACAUCUCCUGCAGUCUGCCCUCCCAGGGAGCAGUGGCGCGGCAGGGUCACAGCGCCGGGGGAGCCGUGCAUGAGUGGACCAGACUGCACUGGGGCAGCGGCAACCCUGCAAUCUGUAGCCCAGGGCAAACAGGGCGGACCGAGGGACCCUGUGGUACCUGAGUUAGUGACAGUGAUCCCAUGGUUGGACCAGGGGACCCUGUGGAGCACGGGUCAGUGACACCCACGCUGAGCGUGGACCGGGGGACCCUGCCAAACCCAGGUCAGUUUCACCCACCACAAGGGCCCAGACUGGGAAUCCCAGCAGACCCGGGCCAGUGAAAGUGACCCCAGGGCUGGGGCAGGGGACCCCACAGAUUUAUUACUGGCAGUGACAGUGACCCUCCCAUUGCCGACACUAAAUCCCGGGAAUACCACAUGGCAUCCCAGCGGUGCAAAGACGGGGAUGAUGUUUGUUCCCGGGGUGUGUUGGAGUGGUCAGAAUGUGACGGGCAUGGAACUGGGACGAGGUGUCAUUGGCUGGGUGUGUUGUUGGGAAUAAAGUCUUCGUGUCUAUCUGCAGUGAUGGUGUCCAUCCUGUCAAUGAGCACUCAAUGAGAGUGUGGGUUACAGCACAGGUACUGUUGGGAUGGAUGGAGUGUGCGUCCUGCACAGCGUGAUCCCACAGACACCACUGUGACCAGAGGAUGAUCUGUUCCUGGGGUGGUCUGGGGGUCAGUUAUUGGUGGGACAUCAGGGAAACAUCCCCUACUCCUACUCAAGUGCUCCCCUGGGCCGGGCAAGGACACCCGGGUCCUUGUGAACAACUGCACUCCCCACUCGCUCCCAAUUUAAAAUAAACCCCUUGCCCUGUGCAUCAAAGUGGAGAACAACAUGAUGUUUCAUCAGCCACAGAGUCACAGAGUUGUGCAGCACAGACACAGGCCCUUAUGCCCAUUGGCUCUGUGCCAACCAUCACACCUCUCUGCACCAAUCCCACUGCCUGCAUGAAUUCCACAUCCCUCUGCGCCCUGCUCACUCACCAACCUGUCCCGACGUCUCUGCCUGUUGUCACUGUUCCUGCCUCCAGCAGCUCCCCGCCGCUCAUUCCUAAUCCCAACUACUCCAUGAAAACUGUCCCCCUCGCAUCCUUUGAAGCUCCUCCCUCUCAGCUUCAUCCUCUGCCCACUCGGUCAGACACCCCCACCCAGGGGAAUGGACUCUGGCCAUCUACCCUGUCUCUGCUUCUCGUUAUUUUAUACACCUCCAUCAUGUCACCUUUCGGCCUACUUCGCUCCGGGGAAACAAACACAGCCUCUCCUAUCUCUCCUUGUAACUGCAGCCCUCCAGUCCAGGCAACAUCCUUGUGAAUGUUUUCUGCACCCCUUCCAGCUAAAUCACAUCCCUCCUGUCGUGUGGUGACCAGAAUGGUACACUGUGCUCCCAGUGAAGCCUAACCAAUGUGAUGUACAACUGUAACCGGAUGUCCCAACUCUUGUACUCAAUGGCUCAGCCGAUGAGGACAAUCAUGUCCUGCCGCUGCCGCUCCCUCAGCUUCCCGUCCCCCUCCCCACUCACAACCCCACCCAGCCUCAAUUCCCCGGCCUGUUGAGCUGGGGUUUGAACGACCUCAAUGAUUGAGCCACCACACUCCCAGGGCGGACACUUCCAAAGGUCCAGGGCACUCUCGGUGAUGUCAUUUUUCACCUCAGCUCCUGGCCCCCUUAUUUUGUGACCCCUGUUUCCAGGUCCUUCACCCAGGGGAAAGCAUCCUCCCUCCUCCAACACCAGGUCCUUGUGGAGGGAGCAUGAACCUCCAGGAUUUCUGACCUAGUGGGUUGUAGGAACCAGAUCACUGGAGGGAUUUGUUUCAGGUUUCAAUGAGAUCAGCUCCUUCUUCUAAACUCCAGACAACACAGACCUAGUCUGCUCAAUCUCUGCACACCCACCAUCCCCAGUACACGUCUGGUGAACCUGUCUGCACUCCUCUGUGGGAAGUCGAUACAUGUCUAGGUUCGGGAACUAAAACUGCACAACACUCCAGGAGCACUGUAACCAAGGGCCCACAGAACUGCAGUCAGUCACCUUCAUUCUGGGACAGAUCACCCUGCAAUAAUGCCAACGUUAACAACACAGACCUUUACAACAGCCGGCACUGUACUGUAAGGGACAGAAAUAUACAACAGCCAGCACUCUACUGUAAGGGAACAGACCUUUAUAGCAGCCAGCACUGUACUGUAAGGGCACAGACCUUUACAACAGCCGGCAAUGUGUAUAACAUACACUGCAUUGCAUAAGAGGGAAAGAACACGCAAGUAAAACAGCAGUAUAAGCCAAGGACACAAAUUCAAACAAACCUAACACUGUUCUGUGGGGCCAGAGUUUUCCAGCACCAAUCCCUCUGCUGUACCGAUAAAGACAUGAACUGUUACGAGCCACGUUGCUAUUUAAGGCACUUGGACAGUAGAGUAGUAGUGUGUGUGUGUGGUGUCAUCAAGACAUCAAAAUAACAACGUGCUGGCAAUUUUCCUCAGUGAGUCAAGAAGAGAGAGAGACUGCUGGUCUCCGUAACAAUGGAUGAAGAACAAUAGCUGUGUCUGUCACUACAAUCCAUGUAUGGAUUUUUGGAGCAAACAAGUGCAGUCCACUUUGUCGUUCACCUGUAGUGGGAAACAGGUAUUUCUGUGGGCGGCCACGUAUCGAAUGCCUUCGGGGUGGCACAUACUUUGGAACAAAGCAAAGGAGAUCAUCAGGGAUUGAGAUGUCAUAUGGGUUCCAUCGUGGAACAUGUGGAUUUUGUCAUUUCUCUCUACAUUCUCUCUACAUUUUCUCUUCAGUCAACGGUGGUUUUGCUAAAGCCUUUGCUCACGUUUAACCUUAUGACUUUCUGAACUGAACUUUGAGAACUAUUCCUGGACUUGCGGUUUGGGAAUUUGUCACACUCAUACAAUGUUUAAUAUUUAACUUUUUCACUUUUCUUAUUAUCAUAAGCAGUUAUUAAUAAAAUAGUUUCUAACACUUAUACAUGAUGCGGGGUGUUUCUAUUGUUGCUGGCAUGUAACAAAAUUGGGGGCUCGUCCGGGAUCAAUCCCAAGAUUGACGAGGGUAGUCCAAGAUCGAACUCAAGACUGGCACAAGAGGUCUGGGUUUGAAAAAAUUGAAGCUUAUUGGAUGGCUGGUUGUUGGUCGGCCUGGUAAAUGUCUUUUUGAUUGGUUUGUGUGUGUGGAAACCAGCAACAAUGGAUACAUUUUUGAAAAAAAAUCCCUGUGGGAUUGCAGGGCAUGAAUAAGGAUGGUUUGUUCAACCUUGAAACAGUAAAGCGGUCAAUGAGAAAGACAGCUGUUCAGACACUGAUAGCUGUCCGUUAUGUGGAGUUGAAGAUGUUUGGGGAAGAUGUGUUAGAACAGUUUCCUGGGAGUGAAUCAGAGAUUCAGCCGAAUGAGAACAAAGGAAACUAGAUGGCCCAGAUGCAGCCGAAUGAGAACAAAGGAAACUAGAGCUAGAAGGAAGAAGGUUAGAUGCUGAGGCAGAACAAAGGAUGUUAAAUGCCCAGAUAGAACUGAAGAGGAUGGAGGAUGAGGACAAGGAGAGACAGAGGCGGCAUGAGUUAGCAAUGAAAUGAAAGAGUUCUGAAUCUGGUUCUGAUUCUGAUAAUGAUAGCCAUAUCAUAUGAUGACCAUAGCCAGAGGGGAGGUUCUAUUAGUCCCUCCUUUUGAGGAAGAUCAGGUUGAUCAGUAUUUCCAAGAUUUUGAAAAAGUUGCUGAGAGUUCAAAGUGGCCAAAAGAAAGAUGGGCUCUUAUGUUACAGAGUGUGAUUAAAGGUAAAGCUCAACAAGCUUAUUCUGCUUUGUCUGUUGGGGAUGCAGCUGAUUAUAACAAGGUAAAACAAGCUGUGCUUAAAGCUUAUGAAUUAGUACCUGAAACAUACAGACAGAAACUUAGAGACCUGAAGAAGUCUACAGGCCAGACGUACUUGGAAUUUGCCAAUGGAAAGAGAAUAUAUUUUGAACGAUGGUACAUGUCUAAAAAUAUAAAUGGGAAUUAUGAUAAACUGAGAGAAUUGAUUUUAGUGGAGGACAUUAAAAAGUGUGUCUCAGUUGAAAUAACAACAUAUCUAAAUGAGAAGGAGGUGGAAACUUUGCAAGAAACUGCUAGGUUGGCAGAUGAGUAUGCUUUAACCCAUAAAUCCAAAUGGGGACAAACGAAGACCUUUCAAAAGAGUUAUAGGGAUAAUCCAGGUAAACCGGAGGUUAAAUUGAGAAGUAAUCAAAAGAGGAAGGGUGAUCGGAAGCCAGUGCUGGAGAAACCUGCUGAGCGUAUUUGUUAUCACUGUAAGAAACCUGGUCAUGUGAUAGCUAAUUGUUCCCUCUUGAAGAAAAGGAGGCCGUGCCAAAUACUUGCUUUCAAGUAGUUAAAACUAAAAAUCAAAAGGGUUUUGGUCAUGUUGUUAAAGAUCAGUCCUUGCCAGAGGUAAAUGCUGAAAUGUUGGAUGAGGUUAGGGAGGAAUUCCGUUCUUUUGUAUCAGAGGGUUUUGUCUCACUGAAUGUUGGGUCACCCCAAGUGCCAGUGAAAAUCCUUAGAGAUACUGGGGCUUCCCAAUCCAUCCUGUUAGAGUGUUUCAAAUUUUGGUGAGAAGACUGCUACUGGUGAGGUAAAUCUAGUGCGAGGCAUUGCAGGUGACACUGUGUCUGUACCUUUGCACAAGGUAAUUUUAAACUCAGAGUUAAUAGAAGCACCUGUUAAAAUAGGGAUAUGACCUAGUUUACUAGUGGAAGGAGUUUCUUUGUUAUUAGGGAAUGACCUUGCAGGUGGAAAAAUUGUCCCUGUGGUACAGUUAAAGACCAAACCAAUUAUUGAUGAGUUCAAGAACGAUUCAGAUGUUUAUCCAUCCUGUGCAGUGACUCGAGCUGGGGCUAAAGAAUUUGACGUCCAAUAAUCCCGUGCAGCCUGAUUUUGUUACCUGUGACAGCACUAAACAAGAUGCAAGUUAUGAUCACUUGUCCGAGACAGUUCUGUUUUCACUGGAGAAUUAAAAUCCUUGUAUUGGGCCUGAGUAUAAAGAUUCGUCCUUUGCAGGAAAGAAUUUAUAGUGGAGCAGGCUAAUGAUCCUGAGCUUACUGAAUUGAGAGAAAAAAAGCACUUUCAUGUGAUGACAUUGAGAAGGUGCCAACUGGAUAGUAUUUCAAAAGUGGACUGUUAAUGAGGAAAUGGAGACCUCCUAAUGUUCCUGCCAGUGAGGAAUGGAAAGUUAUUCACCAGGUUGUGGUCCAUAAUGUUCAUAGGAAUGAGAUUUUAAACCUCGCCCAUAGUAUGCCUUUAGGUGGUCAUUUUGGUGUGACUAAAACUGUAAGAAAGAUUGUGAAACAAUUCUUGUGGCCUGGUUUGAGGAAGGAUGUUGUGAUGUUUUGUAGAACUUGUCACACAUGUCAGAUGGUAGGUAAACCUAA
Pristis pectinata (smalltooth sawfish) is the source of this 6183-nucleotide messenger RNA. RefSeq lists its product as uncharacterized. The coding region runs from base 1 to 831 and encodes 276 amino acids. The transcript is spliced from 3 exons. NCBI's taxonomy places the organism in Eukaryota, Metazoa, Chordata, Chondrichthyes, Rhinopristiformes, Pristidae. The record is from RefSeq and is a predicted model, not a curated record.